Molecule: messenger RNA, 2136 nt
Organism: Coregonus sp. 'balchen'
Lineage: Eukaryota; Metazoa; Chordata; Actinopteri; Salmoniformes; Salmonidae
Source: the annotation of a GenBank genome assembly
ACGGGAUAUGACAACUAUGUCCUUGUAGCCAGUCUGGAUAAUGUCAGGAAUUUGUCCAACAUCUUGAAAGCCAUCACCUUCAAAGAUCAUGCCAUCUUCAAUGCCACACCAAGUGGCUUGAAAGUAACAGUGGAGGACUCCAAAUGUCUGCAAGCCAAUGCAUUCAUUCAGGUUAGUGCAGGGAUAUCAACACACACACACACACACACACCACACAAACACAGGCAGAGAACCAGUCAUAAACUUUUGGAUGACGUGUGUUAUCAUGUCUGAUUUAUGUUGAAUUCUUUUCCAGGAUGAGAUCUUCCAGGAUUUUACUAUGAGAGAGGACCAGUGCUUAAUUUGUAAAUCAGGAGUUACUAGAACAAAAAGUGAGCAUGUGAGGGGGUGGGGGAGUUCUGAGGUACCGGAACGCAUGAGAAAAUAAAUCACCUUGAUAAUAAAGCAUUGACUGCAUUCAUAUCACUGCAUUUGCAUAGUGCAUAGAGCAGUAGAGUAGAGGUACUUACAGAAGUUGCACACAUGGGGAACAUUUUUAGUAGCCUAGGGUCUGGGAAAAAUGUGUCCUUUUAUAAACGCAUUUCAUGCAAUUCUAUGUCAUUUUACAUGACUGGAGACUUUGGCAGGCUACUUUGACACUGACAAACUGAAAAUCUGAGAUCAAUAAAGACGACCUCGUCUUGAAUUCAUCAACAGCCUAGGCCUAGGUGUGUGGAGACACAUAUUGUAGGCUACAAUAUGAGGAGGAAAUUAUAGUCCUAAAAAUACUUUCCAGUUUCACUGACACUCCCAAUGAUGCACAGCUCACUCACUGGUGAAAAACCUAUCUCUCUUGUUUUACUUUGUAAAACAAUAUUUGGAAGUUGAUCAAAUAUUUUGGUAGCCUACAGCAUAGUCUUCUAUUUUCAGCAGUAGCCAUUUGCUUUCCAACCUGUGUUUUCCCUAGAUUUUAUUUGAAAUAUUGCGUAUGGCCUGUUUUGUCUGCAUGCUGUUUGUUCACUGACAGAUUUGCAGCGCAUUCACAAAUGUAGGCUAUUCCUUGUUAUUGGGCUACAAUCCACAGCUAGACUAUUUAAAAAUAUAAUAAGCUAUUGAUCUUCUGUGGCUAAACUAUAGGCCUUCUCAUGGUGUAGUAGGCUGUUCUGAAUGAUUUAAUGUAUUUCUGAACAGACAGCAGUAAUUCUAUAACUUUGGCAAAUAUAUUUCAAUUGAUCAGGGGUGCUGCAGUUCCUUCAGAAUCCUUUUGUGCGGCUUUGAUUCUGUAAGGAAAUAAAUGAUGAAGUGCAACACUGGAGAGAUGAGAUUUGCAGGCUCAUGCAUAUCAGAGCAGGGAGGGAGAGAGAUCAUAUAAAGUGAAUCUCAUUCUAGUUAUGUGAGAGAUACAGGCACUCUUCUCACACAGCCACGGACACCCGUUGGUCUCACACAUACAGUAGGUUACAAUGUUGCGCAAACCAUAAACCCGGGCCGGCCCAACCCGAAUCAACUCUUAGAAUAUUAGGCCCAGGCUGAAAAUCUACUUUUUCCCAUUAUGUUUUUUUGUGGGGGCAGGAGAAUUAACAAAGAGGCAACUCAAAUGAACAUUAUUUUUCAUGCCAUGAGAGUUACCGGAUCUUGCCAAACAGGCUCCGGAACAAAACAGUCCAAAACAGAGAGGUGCUGGAUCCUGUUCCUGCAGGAUCCAGUUCAAAUUAAGCACUGGAGAGGACUCAGUGGGGUUCCAGGUCAACCUAACCUGUCUCACCAUCUUUGGGGGAAGCACGGUACCAGAUAAUGAAGAAGACUGUCUUCUUGAUAUCCUUUCAGAUUUCUACUGAGUGAUUAAAAACCAAUCGGAUGAAGACUUUGUCGACCGAAACGCCAUACUUUUAAGCUGAAGAAUAAUACAAUCAUCAGCUUUUUAUUGUAGGAGAGAGUCACAGUCACAGCUUUCUAAAAUAUCAGACAAAAAAACUAUAAAAGCUACUGGAAGUAACUAACAUGUCUAUUUUGUGUUGAAGGAGUGACCACUGCCUUACGGAUGUGCUACGAUGGCUACGGCUACCCCCGAACCUGUUUCUGGAGGAGGGUGUCAUGGUGACGGAGUGUAAGAUCAACACCCAGGAGCCAGAGGAGCCCAUCCACUUUGAGUUCUGA